Hippocampus comes (tiger tail seahorse) is the source of this 1734-nucleotide messenger RNA. RefSeq lists its product as uncharacterized. The record is from RefSeq and is a predicted model, not a curated record. Lineage: Eukaryota; Metazoa; Chordata; Actinopteri; Syngnathiformes; Syngnathidae. The transcript is spliced from 7 exons. Bases 316 to 663 code for a protein of 115 amino acids.
GGAAGAGAGGAGUUGGACGGAAAUCAGCGGUGCGCCGGUGAAAUACGUCCGUGUUACACCUGAAGCCAAUGCAACUCCGUGUUCAGGGUAUAAUCGGCAUCAUCCAGCGACCGGCCAGACAGCUGGCAGACGGACUUACUGCAUCUCGACUUCGGAUGCUGCCUCCAACCAAGAGGCGCAGAUGCGGUCUGUCUGGCUCCAAAAACCCUCUCUAAUCUGAAACCUGAGGACUGACCCCUUAAUAAUGGAUACCCCUGAGAGACUUGACCGUGAUGCUCGCGGGUGAGGAGGAGCGAGGCUGAGGAGGAGGAGGAGAUGGGCUGCACCUCCACCAAGCAGGUGUCUGCAGUACCCAACAGUGAAGAGGACCAGAGCAAAGCCCACAGCAAUGGAGACCUCUUCUCUGAUGAGUACAAGAUGAAAGGAGAGGAGAAAGUCAAGUACAUCAGUGGACAAGAGGCAGGAGGGGAUGGCCAGGACAGCAUGGAGAAAAGUGCUUUGCUUGGAAAAAGUCAAAACAUGGAUGAGAUGGGAUCAAAUGAAGAUGGAAAAAUACUGAGCAUUCAUUCCUCAGAGAGCCAGCAAGAGUUCUUCAGAAUGCUUGAUGAGAAAAUUGAAAAGGGCAGGGAUUACUGCUCCGAGGAGGAGGAGGACAUGACAUAGCACUAUGACCAUGCAUCUUUCAGCCAUCAGAUGGAGAGGAUGUCAGUGUUGCAAUGGGCAAGUAUCAUUCCACCUACGUAAAGGGCGGAAGGACAAAACUCCACUGAGCAACUUCUUGCCCGUAUGCUCAAUACGAAGCUCCUUCUUGUUUAAUCCAGCGACCAAAAAUCAAAGACGGUUCAGGAGUUGAGGAGAAUACUUCGGUUCAGUUUACUUUAUUGAAAAAGCCAUCACAGGAUGUCAGGGAUUUCGGGAUCAAGAGGAACUCUUCCCUGCUUGGAUUUCGCCUCAAAGUCAGUAUACACGGCUGGAAGUUUACGACAAGUCAGAAAAUAGGGCUUCAUGCAUGAAUGGUUCUGAUUUUUCACUUCAAUAUAUUUAUGGGGAAAAAUAAGAUCCGUAUCUUAUACCUAAAUUGGAUGCCCCAAUACAUGAAGGGUGUCCGAGUUGUGUUCCUCUCAAUGAAGUCAUCGGAAAAAUGAAAGUUAAAAAAAAAAAGAAGAAACAUGUAUUCAGCAAAUCGAACCUCUUUGCCUUGAGUCAUGUUUUCAUGAUUUUUGGUUUUUCAUUGAUGUUUCAAAUCAGCUUCCAUGCAGCUUAUGGAGACUUUAAGCCUGGUGAUUUAAAAAAAUAAUAAUACAUUUACAACAGAGUUAGUCGAGCGUACAAUUAUAGAGUAAAACUGCGCAUACAGAUGUUUCAUGCAUGAGGCCCACUGUGCCCAUAUGCCUCCCUGAAAGGUCACCAGGUUGACUUCUGCAUUCCAGGAAACAAUAUGAAUCUCUUUUCUACAAUUUCUGGGCCAAAACUAAAUGUCUGUGUGUCUACCCACAUUUUUUUUCUAAUAUAUUUAUGAGAAACAAGGCUCAGGGUUGCUUCCUGUCAUCACUGCACAUUUAAAACACUCACACGGUCGGCUUACUAUGUACUGACCUGCUUCAAUACCGCGUCCAGAUGAACCCCGCUUGGGUGAAGUCACAUGUUGUUCGGAGUCUGUAUUUCACUCACCAGUGUUACUGUGUAAGUCAAUGUUGGUCUUUUGUUUUUCUAGAGAAAAAAAAUGUUGUUUUU